This is a messenger RNA of Cladocopium goreaui, 1430 nucleotides long. The record is from the annotation of a GenBank genome assembly. Lineage: Eukaryota; Dinophyceae; Suessiales; Symbiodiniaceae.
AAUUUUCAUAGGAGAGAUUCGCCUGUCCUCAUGUGUCCUCAUGCACUUGACUAGCGUCAGAUCGAGGACGAGUUCGCCAUCAACAUGCACUCGUUCAAAUUUCUUUCAAGUUUACCUCAAAGGCGCAUCCAUCACAUCUCCCACGCAAUGUGUAAAAAGCAAGCUGCAGGACUCAAGGAAGCAGCCAGCAGGGGCUCAGGACAUAGAUCAAGUCACCGUGGCGCGUCUCGAUUUUGGGCGCCUUGCCGAGUCCAGCUCGGGAUCGCAGCAUGUCCUGCCUGGGCUUCGCUUUGGCCUCCUCCCGACUGGUGGGCAGAGGCUCUCUGGAGGUGGGUCACAACGCCCCCAACCAAUGGCGCUUGGGACGGAGCGAUGCCGAGAUCCGCAAGGAGGCUCAGAAGCGUGCCAAGGAGCGCCACUCCGAGCGGCCGCUCGUGUUCCUGGACAUUGAGGUAGCUGGCCAUCCUGCAGCCCGUGUGGUCUGCGAGUUGUUCAGUGACUUAGUGCCCAAGACCGUCGAAAACUUCCAAUGCCUUUGCACCGGAGAGAAAGGCUUCAGCACGGCGGGAAAGCCUCUGCACUUCAAGGGCAAUGCCUUUCACCGGGUGGUGCCCGGAUUUGCAGUGCAAGGUGGCGACAUCACCCGCGGUGAUGGUACUGGGGGCGAAUCGAUCUGGGGUGGCACCUUCGACGACGAGAGCUUCGAUCUGUCGCACGACGCACCCGGUCUCUUGAGCAUGGCGAACCGUGGGCCCAACACCAACAAUUCGCAGUUCUUCAUUCUGACAAAGGCCUAUCCCAAACUCGAUUUGAAGCACGUGAUCUUUGGCCGAGUGCUGGAGGGGAUGACGACCAUCCGCCGCAUUGAGGAGGUCUGCGGCACAGCGGAUGCCGGCUCCGAACUGUGUCGUGCUCAAAAGCACCACGGGGUGUUGGCCUUCAGGCCUGGCCUGGGGGAUGCAAAGGCCAUCAUCGUUGAUUGCGGAGUCUUGAACCAGGAGAAGGGCGAUCCAGACGCCAAGCGUUCCAAAAGCAACGGACAGAGCGGCCCCUCCGAGGUCCAUCUGUACCACAUUCUCAAGAAGUACAAAGGAGCCCGAAAACCCGAGACCUGGAAGGGAGGCGACAUCAGCCUCACCAAGGGCAAGGCCAAAUUGGUGGUGGAAAACCUGCGAAAACGCCUGGUGGCGUCUCAAACCUUGGAGCAGCUCUUUGUGGAGUUGGCACGUGAUCAUUCAGACGAUCCAACUUGCAAGAAUGGUGGAGACUUGGGCUUGGUGGAGCAUGGUGCCUUGCAACCCAAGGUGGAGGAGGUGGGUUUUGGUCUGCAGAGCAAUGAGCUUUCAGAGGUCUUCGAGGACGAGUUUGGGGUACACCUCUUGUACCGCUCCGCUUAAUUGGGAACGACCUGCACGCUGCGCCCGCGAAAA